UUGGGAAAACGAAGAAAGAAAAAAAGAGAGCUUUUUUAAAAAUCAAAUGCUUUGAUCCGAUUCGUUAAUGGCGACUCAGAUCUGAAGAUAAUCUCUUCUUCAUUUCUGGUGGGCAAAAUCUAAAGCUUUUCGAAUUCGGAGCUAGAGAAUUUAAAGGAAUCCAAUGGAUGAUUUCACAGGAUUGUUAGCGAGAGACUUCGGAUUGAAACCUCAGGGAAAAUCAGCUCCCAUGGCGUCUCAAUCGAACUCUUCUGCCGCUGAUUUCAACACUUUCGCUUCUUCUUAUAGCUUCGCCACCGCCGCCGGUAAAAAGUCCGAUUCUUUGCCGGUGUUUGACGAUCCUGGUCGAGAUGGUGAUGAUCUUCUCUUCAAAGAUGUGUUUAGUGGACCACCACCACCAAAGUACGGAUCUUCUUCUGGUGAUUCACGUUCUCCAUCUGCUCCUGCUUUUGACUAUGAUGCUAUGUUCAAGGAACCCAAAUCCAAAUCAGCGUCGUCUAUGCCGGUUUAUGACAAGCCUGUGUAUGAUGAUGAGGAUGUGUUUGAGUCUAUUCCUGAGCUCAAAAUCCCUUCCACUUCUUCUCAGUCAGCUAGGUUUGAGAAUGUUUUCUCUUCUAUCUCAUCUUCUCCUACGAAGCACAGGAAACAGAACAGUUCUCCUUUCGAUGAUCUCAUGGGAAACAAUUUGGGGAAGAAAGGGGCAGAUAGUGACCGAGAGGAGAAGGGUAGUUCCAUUUUUGAUGAUUUGAUUCCUGGGUUUGGUCGCACUAGCUCUCCUCCAUCUAAGCGGACAACUUCAGAGACAACAAAUCAAUCCGAGAAAGCUCCAUAUCGAACUGCCGAGACAUCUUCCAAUGUGGAAGAAGACCCGUUUGUAGUCUUGGAGGAGUCUGAAUCAACCCCUAGAGAACCCUCCCGUACUGAUCCAUUGGACGAUAUUGGAAAACCAGGGCCGGAUAUGAAUAGUAAAGGGAAGAGUCAUUUAAGACCACCAGGAAACAUCAGUGGCUCCCAGUCACCACCAGUAGAAAGCCCUGGGAGUUACCAUUCUAAGAAAGUUUCAUUUGAAGAUUUUUUAGAGCCACAUAAUAUGAGUACUCCACCACCUACCAAUUCAAAUGGAAGUUUCGAGUCGUCUGAUGAUGUGUGGCUUACUGUAUCCGAGAUCCCCCUCUUUACGCAACCUACGAGUGCUCCGCCACCUACGAGACCUCCACCACCAAGACCUACACGUCCUAUUAAAAAGAAGGUUAAUGAGCCUUCUAUACCGACGUCUGCUUACCACUCACACGUUCCUAGCUCAGGAAGAGCUUCUGUAAAUAGCCCGACAGCAUCUCAAAUGGAUGAACUCGACGAUUUUUCUAUUGGCAGAAAUCAGACCGCUGCGAAUGGAUAUCCUGAUCCUUCCUCUGGUGAAGAUUCAGAUGUUUUUUCUACUGCCGCUGCAUCAGCUGCUGCCAUGAAGGAUGCCAUGGAUAAAGCAGAAGCAAAGUUUAGGCAUGCUAAGGAAAGGAGAGAGAAAGAAAAUUUGAAAGCAAGUAGAAGUAGAGAAGGAGAUCACACAGAAAAUUAUGAUUCUCGUGAAAGGGAACUUAGAGAAAAGCAAGUGAGAUUGGACCGUGAGAGGGCAGAGAGGGAGGCAGAGAUGGAAAAAGCCCAGGAGAGGGAGAAAGAGGAGAGAGAAAGAGAGCAGAAAAGAAUUGAAAGAGAAAGGGAAAGAUUGGUGGCUAGACAGGCGGUAGAGAGGGCUACAAGGGAAGCACGCGAAAGAGCAGCCACGGAAGCUCAUGCGAAAGUUCAAAGAGCUGCUGUUGGAAAGGCUACCGAUGCCCGAGAGCGCGCCGAAAGAGCAGCAGUUCAAAGAGCGCAUGCUGAAGCACGUGAAAGGGCAGCUGCAGGGGCAAGAGAUAAGGCGGCGAAAGCUGCGGCAGAAGCUAGAGAAAAGGCUGAGAAAGCUGCAGCAGAAGCUAAAGAAAGGGCGAAUGCUGAAGCGCGGGAGAAGGAAACAAGGGUUAGGGCUGAACGAGCUGCUGUGGAAAGGGCAGCUGCUGAGGCACGUGGAAGGGCAGCUGCCCAAGCUAAAGCUAAGCAGCAGCAAGAAAAUACCAAUGAUCUUGACUCCUUCUUUAGCUCAAUUUCUAGACCAAACAGUGCUCCACGACAGAGAACCAACCCUCUGGAUCCUUUCCAGGAUUCAUGGAACAAAGGAGGAUCUUUCGAAUCUAGCAGGGAAUCUUUGCGAGUGCCUCCUGGCCAACCAGAGAACUUGAGAAAGACCUCUUCAGUAACAAACAUUGUUGAUGAUCUCAGUUCAAUUUUUGGAGCUUCAGCUUCCCAAUCUGGUGGGUUUCAAGAUGUUGAUGGAGAAACUGAAGAGAGACGACGUGCCAGACUGGAACGCCACCAGAGGACACAGGAGCGGGCUGCAAAAGCACUUGCUGAGAAAAAUGAACGUGAUCUUCAAGUACAAAGAGAACAAGUUGAGAAAGAUGUAAGUUUCCUUACCACGUGAUUCAGCUUGAAACUUUUACAUGUGGUUUCUCCUUUUCCUUCCUCUGUUGUGCACAUCUCAGACCAUGUUGCUUUGUUCAGAGACUUUGGUCUGGGGCCUUUUGCAGCCUUUAGAAUAAGAAAUUGCGCCACCUUUCGAUACUGUCUCAUUGUUUUUUUCCUUUUGUUUAUACACCAUACUUAAUCCUGGAGUGUAGAGGAUCUGUAAUUUUUUUGUUCAAUCAUCAUGCUUAUCCUGGAUUUCAGAGGAUUGGGGUGACUCUGGAUGUUGAGAUAAAACGUUGGGGUGCGGGGAAGGAGGGAAACCUGCGAGCUCUGCUUUCGACAUUACAAUAUGUAAGUCGUAUUGUCUGUUUUCCUUAUUAUUUGCACCUCUUAAGUUCAUGUGUACCUUUGAUGUUAUGAGUCCAUAAUCUCUUCUGAUGUUGUAAAUGAGCAGGUUCUUUGGCCAGAAUGUGGUUGGCAACCUGUUUCAUUGACUGAUUUAAUUACGGCUGCGUCUGUCAAGAAAGUUUACAGGAAGGCCACUCUAUGUAUACACCCUGAUAAAGUUCAGCAAAAAGGAGCCAAUCUCCAGCAGAAAUACAUUGCCGAGAAAGUUUUUGACAUGCUCAAGGAAGCAUGGAACAAGUUUAACUCAGAAGAACUCUUCUGAGGAAAUCAUGGGGCUAUGUUUUGAGAUGUGUUUUUCGUGUGCCGCCCAAAAGAUGAUACAUUUGGCAUUCAUUAAAUAGCCAAAGAUGAUGCCCAAGUUGGAGGCAGAUAGUUGUGGAUAGAGUAUGUAUUCCCAGGAUUGAUUACCCAUCACUGCAUCAUUAUAGGCAGGCAUCGCAGCAAUUGGGCAUUCUUUUUUUGUCAUUAUCCUUCUCGAGUCUUGUCCUUAAAGAGUACGAUGUCAAAAUGUAGUGAUGGUUAUUUUUGUAUCAAAAACACAAUACUUGAGAGCUGUGUAUUGUUGUUUCCAAACUAUUUAUAUAUGCAUAUAUGAAUAUUCUUUUUAGUGGC
This is a messenger RNA of Arabidopsis thaliana (thale cress), 3516 nucleotides long. RefSeq names its product Chaperone DnaJ-domain superfamily protein. The coding region runs from base 164 to 2512 and encodes 782 amino acids. Gene Ontology annotation, biological process: negative regulation of growth; negative regulation of clathrin-dependent endocytosis; clathrin-dependent endocytosis. NCBI's taxonomy places the organism in Eukaryota, Viridiplantae, Streptophyta, Magnoliopsida, Brassicales, Brassicaceae. Gene Ontology annotation, cellular component: cell plate; plasma membrane; endoplasmic reticulum. The record is from RefSeq and is marked reviewed. The transcript is spliced from 7 exons.